Molecule: messenger RNA, 1695 nt
Organism: Pyricularia pennisetigena
Lineage: Eukaryota; Fungi; Ascomycota; Sordariomycetes; Magnaporthales; Pyriculariaceae
Exons: 1
Coding region: 1-1695 (564 amino acids)
Source: RefSeq, a predicted model, not a curated record
AUGACAGAACCCGAGGCAACCCGGGACGGCCUCUUGCAAUGGUGGCCCAAGGUCCCAAACGACAAGACGGACAGCGUGGAAUGGCGGCUCGACGUCAUCACGCUGCUGGCCGUCAUCGGCGAGUCGUCCAUGGCGGAGCACUCGCAGGCCAUCACCGCCUCGAGCCUGUGCCUGCUGCCGCGCAUCCUCCCCGCGCCCCAGGCGCUCCUCAAACCCUCCAGACCGCAGAGGAUGCCGCAGACGCCAGCCAAGGUGACGGGCGUGCAUAGCGGCGUCGUCCUGGACACGGUCGGCUUCUUCGCCAACAUCAUCCACCCACUCGACAAGCUCCAGCCGUUUGAGUUUAGGAUACUCCGUAUCCAACACACCCAUCUCGUGCCUGAGGAAAGGCGUUCUGCGUCUGUGGCGGCGGCGGCGGCGGCUGGUGGUGGUUUGCUUGGAAAAGUCCGUCAGCUGCUGCGGCGUGAGCCUGUUUCUAGGAACAAGACAAAAGAGUAUGAACUGCAAGAGGGAUUCGGUCCUAUGCAAGACGACAACACCGAGCGAACAGGGGCUACAACCUCCAUGGACGGGCGGCGCGUGGCCGAUCCAGAGCAAGGCAUGCACCGGCGGCAUACCAAACGGGAAAGGCUCACCGAUCUUGUGUCCAACCCGGGUCUAGUGAACCGAGCAGAGAGGCCGGCGGUCCCGGCGGCGCUCUUCAGUCCGCUGCACGUCCUGGCCGUGUUCAGCAUGCUGCUCACGGUGGCGCUGCUCGUCGGGGCGCGCAUCUGGACCGACGGGCCGGCGACCGUGGCGGUCGCCCUCAUCAGCCUGCAGAGCAGCCUCGUGGGCUACGCGAGCUGGUGGAAGCCGGUGUUGAUGCUGCGCACGCACCACCACGCGGUGCCGCGCGGCGACGUCAUGAUCCGCACGCGCGAGGGCGCCUUCGUGCUGGUUCGCUGCACCGAGGACGUGGCCCGCGAGCUGUACACGGCCGGGACCGAGGAGUGCAGGUACCGCGUCGGCGAGAGGUGGUACCGGUUCAUGAUGGGACUGGGCACCAUGAUGCUCAUGCUGUCAACCGUGCUGCUGGGCAACUGCUCCUGGUACAUGCAGCUCUUUGUCGGCUCCAGCUACAUCUGCCUGAAUGCAAUGUACUGGGCUAUGGGCAUGCUGCCGCGAAGCUUGUUCUGGGACUUGAGCCGGUACACAUGUGAUGAAGAGACGCCGCCCGGGCUGCGGGGGGCGCACUUGUCCAGACGUCAGCAGCAGCAACUGCAAGAGGAAGGUGGUGGCGGCGGCGGCGGCGGCGGCGGCCACGACGACUCCGACGACGGUGACGGUGACAGACUUAUCCACGAUGAUGAAUACGAGCAUAUCCCCAGCUUCACGCGGACGCUGUGGUAUGCGAUCCGGGCCACCAAGAAGACGGGCUGGGUGUUGCGCAGCGGAGCGGCACCCAUGACGGACGAGUGGAAGAAAUGGCUUGACGAGGCCGAGGCGGCGGCGCAGGACGAAGAGAAGGCAAAGGCGUGGAAGGCCGUCAUUCGCAAGAAGCAAAUAAUCGCCCACGGCGCCGGCGAUCAGGAGCCGGCCCAAACGGGGGCCGCAAUCCCGGGGCUGAGCGACCUGGGGAAGCAGCAUGCACCGCUCACUGAGGUUCAGGGGCUUGCCCCUGGGUCAAGCGCGGUGCCUCUCACGGACCAUCUAUGA